CUAUUUGUUUACAAAACCAUUUUGUCUUUCUUGCUAGCCAAUGAAAUCACACACAAAAAUUGAUUGGAAAUGUUAAAAACUGUUAGGAGAUAAUUUUUCUUGACUUUUUCCUUGUACACUACACAACCGCCGAGGUCGCUUUGCUCCAUGAUGACUUGAAAGUGCACAGGCCUAUAACAGUUAUGGCACGUUUCGCUGUUCUCUUCGAUAGACCAAAGAGAGAAUCCUUACAAAAUAGAACAUGGCCGUGCUCUUUAAAAAACUGGUUUUCUGGGUCUCUAGGUCAUUUUUCUCUUGAUUUUUAUCUCUUGUAUGCUUACUCUUUACUCUAUUCGAUAAGGUGCCAUUACGUAGAUCCAGCAGAAGUUCAGGGCUUCCUGGUUUCUGUCUAUUUUUUACAGGUCCUAAUUGAAGUGUGUUUUCCCUCCCUGGAUGAAAUGAGACGCGAGAGGAACAGAGAAAUAAGCAGCGUCCGGUGAUCACUUGUACGGCUGCUGUAAUCACGUGACUCGUGUCUGGCGACGUGCUCCAGACAUCUGGUCUUGAAGAAAACUUUCAUGGGUAAACAUUCUGCAGACGCUUGGUCAUCAUUCUCUGUGGCAAACACCUGAGUGGACGUGCGAAAAAAUCCGUCUUCAUUCCUAAGGGAUCCUACAGGACUGAUCUAGAAAUGUAGUACCAUCCAGCAGCUUUUUCUGAUUAGUGGUGUGUUGUAACUGCUCUUGUUCUUUCAACUAAGUUUGGAUAUAUACCAGACAUGGCAUAUAACUGAAAUGUGUAAACUGGUUAUAUUUUUACCCUUCCGAGAACAUCUUUGCUAAGAAAGACUGCACGCAGACAAACUUCCCAUUUAUUUGUGGAAAGCAGAACACUUUGUUCUAGCCUCGAGAGACCAAAGUGUCUGAAAAACGUUAGUGCAGGAAUGACUGUUUGGAGAACUGUGUCAUCUAAAUAUUUGGUUUUCUUUGGGUUAAAAGCCUUUGUUUACCCAUGCUGUAUUUACAUUUUCCUGCUGAAUUAUGUUAAUCAUGAGACAAUCGCCUUAUGAAAAUGUCUGCCAAACAUGAAGUCUUUGUUGUCGGACGUUUACUCCAACUGCUCUGUCCGAAUCAAUUCAGGGCAGAGGCCUAACCGCUUGACAAGUAAACUAAUUAACUGAAAUACAGAAAUCUCUAUGUCCUCCCUGCCGUGGAUCGUAAAGCAUUAAAAUCUCAGCUUUUUAUUAUACCUGAUUAUCUUAUUGCAUCAGACAGAAGAAAACCAAAAAAAAUGUGGCCUAACGUAAAAACGCAACAACCAUGUCCAUCGCAAUGUCUCAGCCCAGCUUCGGCCUGAUUCAGCAGUCUUCCACAUCAGCUUACCCAUGUACAAACUGAAAACAGACGUACCGCAGGUACCAAACUGAACUAUAGUGUAUCUUAUAUAGUGCUAACUCGCCCCAAACUACAACUUUAAAGCAAGGAAGACAAUAACAGCAUCAGCACUGUGCUUGUUUGCGUCACCAUCCCAAGACUUGGCCAACAUGUCUGUACCAACGUCCCAGUCUGCUGACCUGAUGUCCGCCGAGUUCCCUCCCUCGGACCGGUCGGCUGACCCCCACCAGAGAGCUCAACAAGCCGUGGAAGUUUUCUACGACUACAACAACACUGAGAUGUUCCACCCGCGGGCCUUCGAGAGAGGCUUCGUGACCAGCGCCAAAGUGGGUAUCACGCUGUGCGUGCUGGCAAUCCUGGCCAAUCUAAUGCUCUUCGUCUUCUUGUGUUCCUCAAGAAAACUACGCCUUCAGUAUCUCUACAUUCAGAUCCUAAGCAUUGCAUUAGCAGACUUGGGCUUUGUCGUCAUGGUGGAUUCCUUCACCGUAUACUUUGAGCUAACGCCGUGGCGGCUGGGAGCAGCCUUCUGCAAGACCUGGAUGCUCUUAGAUGUUGCACUCCCAGCCGUUUCUUUAUUGGCUUUGUUGCUGCUCAAUGUGGACAGGGUGCUCUUCACGUACAGCACGUCAUGCUACCAGUACCUCCUGCGUCGGCCAGUAGUGCGGGUUCUCGUGGUUGUCUUUCCCUGGGUCUUCACAUGCGUGGUGGUCUGCUCCCUGUGGCUCGGCUUCCCGGCCGUGGAGCCCCGGGACGAGGUGUGCAUCUACGGCAUCACUCAGGCCGCCAACAACGCCAGUAGCUGGCUCACCGUCUUCCUGCCCUCUCUCACUAUCCUCGUCCUGCUUAUCUUCGUCUUCAUUGCUGUCAUCGGCGAGAUGCCAUCGUCGGCCUACGCCAUGACGCGCCAGCCCACUUUCCCGGGACGUGGGGGUUUGUGUCCUGUAGCUGAACCCGGUCAUAGAUCAGACAGGGACGGUGCUGAGUCCAGGUUUCGUCUGGAAGGCGGGGCGGGAGUUAGCACAAGUCACUUACAGUCGUGCGGGCGGAAACAAAGGCGCUUCGUGGCUGCCUUGCUUGCUGUGGACUUUAUCACAUUAGCCAUCACACUGCCUUACUCCGCCUUUUCGUUGGUGAGUCCUGUGUGCACAGAUGUCCAGAGCUGUGACUCUCUCCAGACCCUGUUUCAAACUCUCAGCUGGAUGAGGUCAUCGGUAGCGUGUGUUCGACCUAUCCUCCUCAUCUUACUCACCGAUAUUUACCGAAAUUUCAAACGCCUGAUCCGACGCUGGUACAUACGGCGAGUUACGGGCGGACUCGAACCCGCCAAUUCCUCGGACUCGAGCGAACGUAGUCGCAGACAUUCCCACGACCCUAGCGCUUCUGACGGGCGUGAGAUGGUCAGCUUUGCGCGAUUAGCCGCACCAAAAAUUUGUGUGCAUCGUGGUCGAGAUGAGUCGACUACCACCAGCAUGAUGACUCCACCGCAGUCGCCCUAUCUGGCGCAAAGUGCGCUUCCUCAUCUGGGAGCCAAAAACAACCACAUCGUGCAUAAUUUGCUGGCCAGUGAGGAGGGCACGUGCGUCUGACUUCUGACCACAAAACAAUGAGUGGCACGCACAAAAGUUGUUAUAGCUGCGACGUAGUAUCCUUGUGGUGUAUAACUGAAUUAAAGACUGCGUCAUUCGACGUCGAAGUAGAAAAUCGCAAGACGACGUCAUUCUUGCCACGUAAUUCUUAUGGAAUAAGUCUCAAUUGUUUUUAAAGAUUGAAUGACAUAAUAAAAGACACUCUAAAAUUUUUCCACAGCAAACAACGUUGUAUGCGUACUCAGUAUGUCAACUUUGUUAUUAUCCACUCGCUCUUGUCGAUGGAACAUGAUACAAAGCUCUGUUAACGGAGAUAACGCCACCAAAUAAUGUAUGUGAACAGUAUAAUUGUGAUCGUUCUUUUUCACUUGCCUUAUCAAGCUAGAUGUUUUAGUGUAUAUAGGUCAAAUUGACCCCCCAAAACACUUAUCUUUUAUGUGAAUCGUGUUUUGUACUCGUUCCUGUAUGUGUAUGUGUCUGUGAUUUGUUGAAAUGUACAUAUUAUGUCUAUUAAUAGAUAUCAUAUGCACGCCAGUCUUCAUGUCUGGGAGAUCACGCACUCAAAUGCGCGCAUGUGUGUCUGUGUCUGUGUGUGUAUGUACGUGUGUGUGUGCAUGUGUGUAUGUGUGUGC
Aplysia californica (California sea hare) is the source of this 3591-nucleotide messenger RNA. RefSeq names its product 5-hydroxytryptamine receptor 2A-like. Lineage: Eukaryota; Metazoa; Mollusca; Gastropoda; Aplysiida; Aplysiidae. The transcript has 5 exons. The record is from RefSeq and is a predicted model, not a curated record. Gene Ontology annotation, cellular component: neuron projection; membrane. Bases 1523 to 2959 code for a protein of 478 amino acids. Gene Ontology annotation, molecular function: G protein-coupled receptor activity; peptide binding. Gene Ontology annotation, biological process: G protein-coupled receptor signaling pathway.